Seriola dumerili (greater amberjack) is the source of this 1660-nucleotide messenger RNA. RefSeq names its product probable vesicular acetylcholine transporter-B. Gene Ontology annotation, molecular function: xenobiotic transmembrane transporter activity; acetylcholine transmembrane transporter activity. Gene Ontology annotation, biological process: chemical synaptic transmission; xenobiotic transport; transmembrane transport. The coding region runs from base 1 to 1569 and encodes 522 amino acids. Gene Ontology annotation, cellular component: membrane; AP-1 adaptor complex; terminal bouton. The record is from RefSeq and is a predicted model, not a curated record. The transcript has a single exon. Lineage: Eukaryota; Metazoa; Chordata; Actinopteri; Carangiformes; Carangidae.
AUGGAUGGAGAAGGGGGAUCCUCCGGGCUGGCUAAAUCGGCCGCCGUAAAACUGUCCGAGAUGGGAGAGAGAACCAAACAGUUAGGCACCGCGAUGAGGGAUCCUCACCAGCAAAGACGGAUCAUAUUAGUGAUCGUUUGCGUCGCUCUCCUGCUGGACAAUAUGCUCUACAUGGUAAUCGUGCCAAUUAUUCCAGACUAUCUUGCUGAUCUGGAGAGUGAGCAGUCAGAGCACGUCCACUUAGUGAUGCACCCCAACACUUCAGCCAACAGCACAAGCCAAGACAAAAGCAACAAGAACAAUUUAGAUAUCCAAAUAGGAGUACUUUUUGCAUCUAAAGCCAUCCUGCAGCUGUUAGUUAACCCGCUCUCGGGAACUUUCAUAGACCGGGUUGGAUAUGACAUUCCACUUUUAAUUGGACUGACUGUUAUGUUCCUAUCCACCUGCAUAUUCGCUUUUGGGGAGAACUACACGACGCUCUUUGUGGCCAGAAGUUUGCAGGGUCUGGGGUCUGCUUUCGCGGACACCUCUGGGAUCGCGAUGAUAGCUGACAAAUAUACGGUGGAGGCAGAGAGAAGCAAGGCGCUGGGUAUCGCUCUGGCGUUUAUCUCUUUCGGGAGUCUGGUGGCGCCUCCCUUCGGGGGGGUCCUGUACGAGUUCGCGGGCAAGAGAGUGCCCUUCAUCGUGCUCGCCUGCAUUUGCCUGGCGGACGGCUUCCUGGUGCUGGCCGUGAUCAAGCCGUUCUCCAACAGGACUAGAGAGAACAUGCCAGUCGGUACCCCCAUAUACAGACUCAUGAUUGACCCGUAUAUAGCUGUGGUGGCCGGGGCGCUGACAGUGUGCAACAUCCCACUGGCUUUUCUAGAGCCCACCAUAGCCAACUGGAUGGAGACCACCAUGCACUCCACUCAGUGGGAAAUGGGACUCACCUGGCUCCCAGCCUUCUUCCCUCACGUCCUCGGUGUGUACAUUACAGUUAAAUUGGCAGCACAGCAUCCAAAUCUGCAGUGGUUCUACGGAGCUUUAGGUAUGGUUAUCAUAGGAGCGAGCUCCUGCACAGUACCCGCAUGCAAAACUUUUGGACAGCUCAUCGCCCCGUUGUGCGGCAUUUGUUUCGGUAUUGCACUUGUAGACACUGCACUGCUGCCGACACUUGCGUUUUUAGUUGACGUGCGUCAUGUCUCAGUGUAUGGUAGUGUUUAUGCUAUAGCAGAUAUUUCCUAUUCUGUUGCAUAUGCUAUGGGUCCCAUAGUAGCCGGGCAGAUAGUGCACAGUCUCGGGUUUGUACAACUGAAUCUGGGUAUGGGUCUCGUCAAUGUGCUUUACGCACCAGCCCUGCUGCUGCUGCGAAACGUGUGCCAAAUGAAGCCGUCCUACUCGGAGAGAGAUAACCUGUUAGACGAGGGUCCGCAGGGGCUCUACGAUACGAUCAAGAUGGAGGAGAGGAGAGCUAAAAAGAAGGGCUACAGUUCGGCAGGGAACUGCCUUCCAGUAGAUGAAAAUGGGUUUGACCCAUUCGGAGCACAGCGGUCCUUAUCAGAAGAGUCGUCCGGUCCAGAGUACACUUAGACCGGUCACACUCUGACCGCCCCCCACCACCGCCCCUGAAACAUUCCCCUGAAAAGAUUUGAGGCAGGCAGACUAUAAUCUAGUGAUUUAA